Sordaria macrospora k-hell is the source of this 909-nucleotide messenger RNA. RefSeq lists its product as uncharacterized. The record is from RefSeq and is a predicted model, not a curated record. Lineage: Eukaryota; Fungi; Ascomycota; Sordariomycetes; Sordariales; Sordariaceae.
AUGGCGAGCAGAACACCCGGCACCUCGCUCUCAGCGACUUCCCAAGCGCAGCCCCAAGGCAAGCCGCACUCCAUCAACGAGUACACCUCGGUCAAGAAGCCACCGCAUCUCGACCGUCUCACCUCCGUCACCCACCAAGAAGCUACCGUCGAGUCGGUAACCAUCGACGUAGAAGACGGUCCCGACGGUUUCGUUCCCGGGUUCUUGCACAUGCCACCCAACUUCACCUCGGCCGCCGCUUCCCAAGAACACCACCGCACAGCCGCCAUCCUUCUCUCCGGAGCCGGCGGCGGCGUCACCGGCCCGUCGUCCAUCUACCUCUCCCUGGCCUGCAAGCUAGCCACCUUAUCCUCGGGCAUCCCAACUCUCAGACUCGACUACCGCUACCCCGCCCGCAGCAAGUACUGCGUCGCCGACGUGUACGCCGGCAUGAAGUACCUGCAGGAUUUAUACGGUCUCGACCGGUUCGUGCUAAUCGGGUGGUCCUUCGGGGGCGCGCCCGUGUUUACGGUGGGAGGCGCUGAUCAGCGCGUUGUCGGGUGCGCGACGGUAGCCAGCCAGACGGCGGAGACGGAGGGGAUUCGCAAGUUGCCGCCGAGACCCGUGUUGUUGCUUCAUGGCACCGGGGAUAGGACGUUAAGCUAUGCUUGUUCGGAACGGUUGUAUGCCAUGUAUGGCGACAAGGGAAGUAGGCAGCUGGAGCUGUUUGAUGGGGAUAGUCAUGCGUUGACGGGGAAUGCGGCGACGGCGGAGGGCAUGCUUUGUGAGUUUAUUGCGAAGUGUGCGGGCGUGGAGGUGGAUGAUGGGUUGAGGAGGGAGGUGGUUGAAGCUGAGUUGGUGGGCGAUGGGGAGAGGGACGAGUUGAUGCGCAGGGGAGGGGAUCUUCGCGGACCGGAGAGGAGGGAGUGA